Messenger RNA from Pelobates fuscus (common spadefoot toad), 2117 nucleotides. It is a transcript of the gene PDE1A, whose product is annotated as phosphodiesterase 1A. Gene Ontology annotation, molecular function: calmodulin-activated 3',5'-cyclic-GMP phosphodiesterase activity. NCBI's taxonomy places the organism in Eukaryota, Metazoa, Chordata, Amphibia, Anura, Pelobatidae. Gene Ontology annotation, cellular component: neuronal cell body. Gene Ontology annotation, biological process: signal transduction. The record is from RefSeq and is a predicted model, not a curated record. The transcript is spliced from 14 exons. The coding region runs from base 33 to 1652 and encodes 539 amino acids.
CAUUGUGACUGUGUUACCUUUGGGCAGACACAAUGCAAACUACAGCUUCCGAAACAGAGGACUAUCAUAAGUAUACCUCGUCAGACUUAAACAAAAGGGAGUCUAAUGACAAAAUGGUCCAGCGUUUACAAGGAAUAUUAAGAUGUUUAGUGAAGCAGCUCGAGAAAGGAGAUAUUAAUGUGACUGAUCUGAAAAAUAAUAUUGAAUAUGCAGCAUCGGUUUUGGAAGCAGUAUAUAUUGACGAAACCAGAAGGCUACUGGACACAGAAGAUGAGCUCUCCGAUAUCCACACUGACUCUGUUCCAUUGGAAGUAAGAGACUGGUUGGCAUCCACCUUCACCAGAAAAAUGGGAAUGAGAAGAAGAAGGCCGGAAGAAAAGCCAAAGUUCCGAAGUAUUGUCCAUGCUGUCCAAGCUGGAAUAUUUGUUGAAAGGAUGUACAGGCGUUCUUCCAAUAUGGCUGAUCUCACAUACCCAUCAUCAGUGAUAGCAUCAUUAAAGGACAUUGACCAUUGGUCCUUCAAUGUGUUUUCAUUAAAUGAUGCGAGUGGAGAACAUGCCCUUAAAUUUAUGAUCUAUGAACUGUUUACCAGAUAUGACCUUAUUAAUCGCUUCAAGAUUCCCGUUGCCAGACUUGUUUCUUUUGUGGAAGCUUUGGAAGUCGGUUAUAGCAAGUUCAGAAAUCCAUAUCACAAUUUGGUUCAUGCAGCCGACGUUACCCAAACUGUGCACUACAUAAUUCUUCAUACGGGUAUCAUGCACUGGCUCACAGAACUGGAAAUUUUGGCAAUGAUCUUUGCUGCUGCUAUCCAUGACUAUGAGCACACUGGGACCACAAACAAUUUCCAUAUACAGACAAGGUCAGAAGUUGCAAUAUUGUACAAUGAUCGGUCUGUUCUUGAAAAUCAUCAUGUGAGUGCAGCCUAUCGCAUUAUGCAAGAUGAUGAAAUGAAUAUUUUGGCAAAUUUAUCCAAAGAUGACUGGAGAGAUCUAAGGACACUGGUGAUAGAGAUGGUUUUAUCUACAGAUAUGUCUGGCCACUUCCAACAGAUAAAAACUAUGAGGAACACACUGCAACAGCCAGAGGGGAUAGACAAGUCAAAAGCCAUGUCUUUGAUUCUUCACGCAGCAGAUAUUAGUCAUCCUGCAAAAACAUGGGAUAUGCAUCAGCGAUGGACCAAUUUACUGAUGGAAGAAUUUUUUCGACAGGGUGACAAAGAGGCUGAAUUAGGGCUUCCAUUUUCACCACUCUGUGACCGAAAAGCAACGAUGGUAGCUCAGUCACAAAUAGGUUUUAUUGACUUCAUAGUGGAGCCAACAUUCACUCUACUUACUGACUCAACAGAGAAAAUCAUUAUUCCUCUUAUAGAGGAAACUGCAAAACAAGAUCAUUCUAUGUUUGAGAAAUCCAGCCUGAAUAAUUCAGAUACGGAACACGGUACAGACACGCAAAGAAAACCAACAGUACGGGUGGCGCAAACAGAAGGAAGAUCAACUUCGGAAUAUUCAUUGUCCACUGUAGACUUACAUAAUUUCAAAAAGAAUUUGGUUGAAGUCAUUCAGCAGAAUAAGGAAAGGUGGAAAGAAUUAGCACUUCAAGAACGAAAUUCAAAAUCAAUGCACAGCAAUGAAGGGAGUCAUGGAGGAGAUUAGCGAUGACAAAUAUGAAUUGAGGAUAUACAGCCAUAACAAUCUGUGGUAACCACAACAAAGAUCUAAGACUUCAGAUGCUGCCCUGGUUCAGAUAUCCCCCAAAGAAGAAAGCAACGCACAUAAAUUACCCCCUGAUUUUGGGAAGGGCUCCAUAUUGACACUGGAGAAAUUAACAUCUAUACUCACUUAUGUUCUCAGCAAAAGUUAGAAAACUAGGAAAGAACACAUACAGAGGGGCUGAUUGCUUGAUCACCCAGUAGUAAUUAUUUAUGACUAGGAUACACAACUUACGGACACAGUAAGAGCAUGUAAAUAUUAUGUGUGUAAAUAAUUAGUUUGUCGACCUAUGCACACAUUUUUUCCAUUUUUGUUUGUACGUCAUAUUCCCAAAAAAAUUUCAUUUGUCACCUCUAUGUGAAAAUCUGUUUAUUUUGUUUGAUUUCUUUGUCAACCUCAUUGUUUCAC